AAGCCUUUUAUUCUGUAAUUCUCUGAAGCAAGAAAGAGGCUUUCUGAGGAGUUACUUUAAAUUUAAACUCUCUUUCUAAUGUUAGACAGCCUGUUGGAUCUCUGAGUUAAAAAUUGCUUCAGCUUCAGUUACUAGAGCCAGAUGUAAUAUUGACCUUAAAUGGUAAAAGCUCCCAAGAGUGAAAGAGAGGCUGGCCUGAGGGGGAAAAAGAGAAAUAACUGAAGUUUUAGAGAAUUUGAGGUCAACUGCCAAGUUAUCAGUGGAGAUGGAGUAAAGCACCUUUAAGCCUUUGCUAACACAGUACUCAGCUGUGACUCAGAGAGGGCACCAACGAGGAGUCGAAUGAUUUAUUUAUGAAGACUGUUCCUUAGCUGUCCGCCUAAGGAUCACAGCGCUUAUGCCUUCAGGCUAACUUGAAACAGAUAUUCUCAGCAGUGCAUGAUCCUGUUAGUCCACAGUGCAGUUCCACGUGCUUCACACUGUUCACCAUGCCAACCUUACCUGAAGACAAGGGACAAUCAAAAGAGGCACAACACAGCAGUUCUCCUGCAGCCAAAGACACUACUGUUGAAGGGACAACAUGCAGUACUCCUUCUAUUGUUCUUCCAGAGAAUGCUGUUACGCCAGAUGUAGAAAUUGAUAAAAAUCUGGUUAACAGGCCCCGUAGUCCUCAUAGGAGACAUUCUAACCGUGCCUCUAGGAAUUCAACAAGUUCAUUGACUUCUGUUGACAACAGCGGUCAUGUGAUUGAUCUGUUAAAUGAUCAGCUACCAGAUGUCAAAAUAUCAGAGGAAGACAAAAAGAAGAAUCUUGAAUUGCUAGAAGAAGCAAAGAAAGUGAGUGAGAGGUUUCUAACACGCAGAGGCAGAAAGUCAAGAAGCAGCCUUCCAGAGUCACCCACAGCAGUUUCACCUACACUUAGUCCUAAAGUUUCACCAGUAGCAUCUCGGAGCAACUCUCUCACUCUUCCAGUUCCAUCAGGGUCUGAUGUAUGCACAACCACUGGUGUUGAGUCUGUAUCUCCAGGGCAGAAUAACAGAACUGUGAAAGAAGAUGACAGGCAAACUGCAGAGAAUGCCACAAAAGGAUUAAUUGAUCGAAGGCAGAAUGAUCAAAGAAAGAUUUCUCAGGGAAGGUUGGUUCCUCGUUCUGCUGGUUUUGAAAACUCCAAAGAAAAGCUGUCAGAACAAAAAGAAAACUUUGAUCCACGUAAACAUAUGGAUACUUCACCAAAAUCCUCCCCUUCAGGUAGUGAUGGUAGCAGAAUGUCUCUUAACACUUGCAUGAAUGUUUGUGAAAAUGAACUUGGAAAAUCAUUCCUCAAGAAAGGAAAAGAAAAUGAUCUUCCUUUAAAAACCCAUCUACCAGGACCAGGAAUAGGAAAUACAGACUCAAAGCUAAAAAUUUCUAUUCCAGAAAUGAGGGACCAUAAAGUUUCAUGUAAACCAGAAUUUAAAUUCUGUGGACUGCGUCCUCCUCUGCUGAGGGCUGUAUCGUGGGAUAGCCUGGAGCCUGGACAGAAAGAUAAAACACCUUUAAAAUUACCAUCUGAGGAAGAUAAAAGCUUUGUUUUUGGAAAUAAAUCCAGCAAUCAAUUAAAAGCAUUCAAAGACCUUCAAAUCCAAGUGCAACCAGUCCGAAUGCAGAAAUUGACAAAGCUCAGAGAGGAGCAUAUUUUGAUGAGAAAUCAAAAUUUAGUUGGACUUAAACUUCCUGAACUUAGUGAAGCAGCUGAACAGGAAAAAGGCCCUUCACCUCUCCCCUCCCCCACUGAAGAGGAAGAGACAAAGAAUAGCUCUGAUGUCAUGCCCAGCAUUCCUGAUGUAUUGCUGCGAAAACUACGAGUGCACAAGUCGCUUCCAGGAAGCUCCCCUGCACUUACUGAAAAAGAAGUCGAGAAUGUAUUUGUACAACUUUCCUUGGCCUUUAGAAAUGAUAGUUAUACCUUGGAAUCUAGAAUUAACCAAGCAGAGAGAGAGAGAAAUCUUACUGAAGAGAAUGCUGAGAAGGAACUGGAAAACUUUAAAACAGCCAUUACGUCUUCAGCUCACUUAUGGCAUCACUAUGAACACAGAGAAGCUUACCAGAAGCUACUGGAGGAUAUUGCUGUUCUGCGGCGUUUAGCUGCUAGACUGUCUAGUCGUGCUGAGAUGGUUGGAGCCGUUCGCCAGGAGAAGCGUAUGUCAAAGGCAACAGAAGUGAUGAUGCAGUAUGUGGAAAAUCUGAAAAGAACAUAUGAAAAGGAUCACGCUGAACUAAUGGAGUUCAAGAAACUUGCCAAUCAGAAUUCUAGCAGAAGCUAUGGUGCAUCUGAAGAUGGAGUACCUCGUUCAUCUAGAUCCAUGUCACUUACUGUUGGAAAGAAUAUGCCUCGGAGGAGAGUCAGUGUUGCUGUUGUUCCUAAAUUUAACUCCUUAAACAUUCCUGGUCAGUCACCAGCAGCUUCACCUGUACCUUCAAUGCCAUCCCUGUCUGAAUCACCUAGUAAUGGAAGGAGCAAUCUAACAUCUACGCCUGUUCUGCCAGCACUUUUAGAAAAUGGUAAGACUAAUGGAGAGCCUGACUGUGAAACCUCUGCUUCUGUGCUGACACAGAGUGUGUUGGAAGAAAUCAGUCCUGAAACUAAAGCCAAGAUAGAAGAGGAAGCAUAUAACAAAGGCUAUCAGGAAGGCUUGAAGAAAACCAAAGAACUUCAGGAACUGAAGGAAGAAGAUGAAGAGACACCAAAGGAAAGUCAUGAUGAACAUGAAGAAAGUGAAAACGAAGAUGAGAUAAAAGACCUGAAAAGCAGCAGACUCGAAGUCAUCAUUAAUUAUUUACAUAUACUGUACCCCAAACUGUGUAAACACUGGAAUGUGGUAUGGCUCAUAGUGGCUGCGAUAAUCAUAUUUGCUGUGAUGUUGGGAAUCUACCAUUCAUACAACUCCUGUGAUGAAAAAUCAGAGGGACCUGAAGGAAAGGCCAGCUGUUCUGCUGCCCAGCAAUAUUCCUGGUGGAACUCAGGAUUCCAACAUGAGCAACGCACUGAAUAGAGGAACAACCACGUGUGUAUGGUACCUGAGCAAGUAUGCAUAUGAGAACACAGUUGUUAAAGGUAGUGCUUAGUCAUCUUUAUGGUUGUUAAAUGUGAUCUGAUAGGCAAGUGAGUUACUCUACACCAUCAGGUUUGGGAGUAUAUUGUGAACAUACCUUGCCAAAAUGACAAUUUGACAAAUAACCCUUUCUGUCCUCUUAUUUUAAAUGACUGACACAAAUAAAGUAAUAUUGAAUCAGCAGUAAUCAGCAAUGAGCAAGACAUUUAAAAGAAUGAGUUGCACAGGACAUUGACAUCUCUCCUAUGAUUUUGAAGAAAUCAUAAAACCUGUAUUUGCAGUUAGUGCUUUACAUUGCAUUUGCUGAUUGGUGAUUGUUGAAGUACUAAUGGCAUUGAAGUCCUUUGGGUUUUAAGAGUUUAGUUCAUUUCCUCAUUCAUUAUUACUGGGUAGAAAUAGAAGCUCUUCUGUGGAAGGUUAGAAAUAUAUUAUCAGACCAAAUGAUCAACUACAUGCAUAAAAACAUGCAUAAACAUGUUUUAUGAUAUAUUUUUAAGAAUAGCAUCACCUUUUUUUUUUUUCAUGGGAUACACACCAAAACCUAAAAUGAUGUCUAGAUGUCACAGUUGAUAUCAUCAACUAAAUCUGGGAACUUUUGAUAUACCAAAGGGACAUGCUUUGCAACAAAUCUGUGCAUGCCAUUCAGAGUCAAUACUGGUUGAAGUAAAAAGUAGUUGCUGUCUGCCCAAGCCCAAAAUACAUCACUCUAGCAUGUAGAAAGCAAUCUUAAAUUCUUUAUUAAAACAGAGAUCACACUAAGUGGACUCUGCCCUGCUGCUAAUACUGGAAAUAGAUAUCCUUAGAGAUCUGCACUAGGGACACAGUUCUGUGUACAGCCAAAACCUUUCCAGUGCCUAGAUGACUCAGGAUGUGAAAGCAGUGAGGACUUUAAAGAGGUCACUGCAUAUUUUUAGUAAUUCAUUUUCAGAAUCUAAAGCCAAGUAUAUAACUGUUCUGGUAUGCUUUCAAAGCUAAACUGUCAGGUUGUGGUAGAUUAAUCUUUUGCCCAGAUUUUGUAAUGGUUCUUCCUGUUUGGGCAUUGUGAGUUCUUACACAAGAAUGUGAAAGCCUGAAAUUUUUAGACAAGCGAUUUCAAAAUGGUGAAGCCAUUACCUGUAAAAAUCCACACCACCUAGGGCUGAGACCAAAAUGCAUGUCACUUAAAAUAUACCAUAUAUACCUGCUGAACAUCACUUCUGAUUGAAGAUGUUUGUCUUUCUAUGGCUAUAGGCUUGAAUCUAAUGACAAUAUCAAAAUCAGUGUGACACUUGAUUGCACCCGUGUCUUGCAUUCUUCAGGCAUUUUCUGACUGCUUAACAGGUCUGUUUACCAACUGAAGGAUAUAUAUGUUAUGAAGUCCUGUAAUUUUAGUUCAGAUGCAGUUAGAGUUGUCUUGUUUUCUUUUGGUAUAAACACUGAACCUCAUGCUAAGUAUGAAAGAAAACAAGUUUCUAACUCAGUCAUAAAUUUAAUUCACAGUUCUGGCACUAGUAACAAAUAUCCUGCUGGUGAAUUUUGUUUGUUUCAUCUUUAGCCACAUGUUUCUUAAGAGACAUUUAUAUGGAGAAAGAAAAGAAGGUCUGAUAUUUUCAACUACCACUUUUUUGGGGGGGUUGGUUGGUUGGUUUUGGUUUGUUGGGGUUUUCUUGGGGGGUAUAUAUAAGCAGCUGGGAAGUUUUGGGGUUUUUUUAAAUUUUAUUUUAAAGUAUAUAUUGUUGAAGAAUAGUGUGCUUAAGGAAGUUCAAAAAGGAUAAUGGGAAAGUGUCAUUUGGUCUAAAAUUGUAAUUGGUAAAGAAUAAGAAGAAGGUUUCUUGCAAAUUACUUGGUAUCUGGCUCAGAAUAUCUAACUAUGAAGAACUACUGUGACAUUUCAUGUACUUUUAGUAUUUGAAGAAACUUGUCAGUUGCUCCUUGAAUACGUCUUUAUUAAAAUCAGCUUUAACUUAAUAUUCCUUAAAAAUAGCAUUGAUAACUUAAUAAGGCAAUACAAAUUAAGGUAAAUAAGCCUGAAGAUUCAGAACCUUCUAUGCCAAAAAUUAUGGCACAUAUUUGAUUAUGUGAUUGUGGAAAUGUUGGGUUGCACUGAGGAAAAAUAAUCAACAAGGCCAAUAACAAAAUUUAUUCACUCUUAUUUACAUCUGCAGUGAUGUGGGUUCAACACCUUAUUUUUACAUGUAGAAAGUUAUUGAUACCACUAGGACUCUUAAACUGCUUAAUGUUAAGCAAGUGCUAAGGUUUUUCUGGUCAGUGGGUGGAUAAGGUCUCCAUCCUCUUUAGAAAUUCAGCACACUGGCUUUUUGUGGACCUAGUGCACAAGGGCAGAUUUCUGUAAGUAGCUGUACUGAAUUUAACUGAACUACUUGCAUGUCUAAGUCAAGUAUAACUUAGCCAUAAAAUUAUUAAUUGUUGUGGGGAAUGGACUGAAAGAGACAAGAGAUUUUAAUAGGGAUUAAAAGAUGAAGUUUAUUUCUUAAAGAACUGCUGUUCUUUUUCUAACCACUUUGAGCAAACUGUCCACUCAAAAUAAUGGACCACAAUGACUAACAGCACAUUAAAUAUUUCUACUUAUAUUUUUCAGUUAGUUAAUGAAGACACCUUUUUUUAAUAGGAAACUAGAUUGAGCUCAGAAAUUAUUCUAAAUAUAAUUUUACAUGUUGGAUAUUAGUUUGCUUUAUCUGGAAAAAAAACCCUCAACCUCUUCUGUGUUCAAAUAUCACAUCAGAUAACAAGAAAUAGACCGAUUAUUUAUGCUAUUAGCACUGAAAUAGUUUUCUUGAGGUGCAAUAUUUAUUUUUCUGCUUUAACAAGACACGUUUAUUGUUUUUCCUGCACAGCACAGAUGUUUUCAGUAAAAUGGAAUUUUAAAAGGGCACUAUUUUUGUGUAUCAUAUUUAAAUUUGUAAUAUUGUAAGAUUUUGCACAAGUGUGCUGGUAUUGUACUGUAUAGUAUCACAUACUUGAGUUUUGAAAUAAAACUAUGGUUUCAAAGUCCUCAA
Molecule: messenger RNA, 6088 nt
Organism: Apus apus (common swift)
Lineage: Eukaryota; Metazoa; Chordata; Aves; Apodiformes; Apodidae
Gene: IRAG1
Product: inositol 1,4,5-triphosphate receptor associated 1
Exons: 23
Coding region: 489-3032 (847 amino acids)
Source: RefSeq, a predicted model, not a curated record